Messenger RNA from Nilaparvata lugens (brown planthopper), 402 nucleotides. RefSeq lists its product as uncharacterized. The coding region runs from base 1 to 402 and encodes 133 amino acids. The record is from RefSeq and is a predicted model, not a curated record. NCBI's taxonomy places the organism in Eukaryota, Metazoa, Arthropoda, Insecta, Hemiptera, Delphacidae. The transcript has a single exon.
AUGUAUGGAACAGAAUGCCUGACACUCCUAGAUAAGCAUGAAAGUAGAAUUACCUCCUCAGAAAUGGGAUAUUUAAGAAAAGUCGUUGGAAAGACAAGGAGAGACAGAGUGAGAAAUGGAGUGAUCAGAGAUACUCUAAAGGAGGAAGAGCUGAUCAUUUCUGUCCAACGAAAAGCUUUAGGUUGGUAUGGACAUGUCACACGAAUGAGUGAGGAAAGAAAAGCAAGGAUGGUAAUAGAAGCAAGACCGGAGGGACGUCGAGGCAGGGGACGACCACGGAUGGAAUGGAGCGAGUAUGUGGCGAGUAUCGCGGCUGGAAAGGGAAAGACAAUGACGGACGUUAGGAGGAUGGCCCACGAUAGAGUGCAAUAUAAGAAAUGGCUGGAGGCACCCGACGCUUAG